UGUCCCGAGGAUGGAUAUAGAGGACUGUAAUGGACGGUCUUACAUAUCUGGUAGCGGGGACUCCUCUCUGGAGAAGGAAUUCGGCUCGGCGCUCGCGGGAGCCACGGUGAGCACCCCCAACAGCCAGCACUCCUCGCCGAGCCGCUCGCUCAGUGCGAACUCGAUCAAGGUGGAGAUGUACAGCGAUGAGGAAGGCAGCCGGCUGCUCCCGCAGGACGAGCGCCUGCUCGAGAAGGAGGACAGCGUCAUCGUGGAGGACUCGCUCUCGGAGCCGCUGGGCUACUGCGACGGCUCGGCGCCGGAGCCGCACUCGCCCGGCGGCAUCCGCCUGCCCAACGGCAAGCUCAAGUGCGACGUGUGCGGCAUGGUGUGCAUCGGCCCCAACGUGCUCAUGGUGCACAAGCGCAGCCACACCGGAGAGCGGCCCUUCCACUGCAACCAGUGCGGGGCCUCCUUCACGCAGAAGGGCAACCUGCUGCGCCACAUCAAGCUGCACUCGGGCGAGAAGCCCUUCAAGUGCCCCUUCUGCAACUACGCCUGCCGCCGCAGGGACGCGCUCACCGGCCACCUGCGCACGCACUCAGGGGAGAAGCAGAUGCGCUUCACGCUCUCGGAGCUGCCCUUCGACGUGAGUGCCGGCUUCGAGAAGGACGUGGAGAUGGUGUCGGCGCAUCACCCGCUGGAGCCGGCGUACGGCGGCUCGCUGGCGCUCAUGGGGGGCGAGCACCUGCGGCCCCUGCGCCUGCCGCCCACAAACUGCAUCUCCGAGGUGACGCCCGUCAUCAGCUCCGUGUACACGCAGCUGCAGCCGCUGCCGGCGCGCCUGGAGCUGCCGGGCGGCCGCGAGGCGGCCGAGGGCCCCGACGAGGCGGCGGACGGCGCGCAGCUGCUGUACCGGGGCCGCGAGGCCGCCGCGUCGCCCGCCAACGGCUGCCACGACUCCACGGACACGGAGAGCAUCCACGAGGAGCGGAGCUCGCAGCCGCCGGGCGGCAGCCGCCAGAGCCCGGCCUACGCCAAAGAGGAGCCCAAGGCGGCCGAGGGGCCGGCGGGCGCGCGCGGCGGCGGCGCCAAGGAGGCGCUGCGCGUGCUCAACGCGCACGGCGAGCAGCUGCGCGCCUUCACGUGCGAGCACUGCCGCGUGCUCUUCCUGGACCACGUCAUGUUCACCAUCCACAUGGGCUGCCACGGCUUCAGAGACCCUUUCGAGUGCAACAUCUGUGGCUACCACAGCCAGGACCGCUACGAGUUCUCGUCCCACAUAGUGCGGGGCGAGCACAAGGUCGGCUAA
Nothoprocta perdicaria is the source of this 1291-nucleotide messenger RNA. It is a transcript of the gene IKZF4, whose product is annotated as IKAROS family zinc finger 4. The record is from RefSeq and is a predicted model, not a curated record. The transcript has 5 exons. The coding region runs from base 11 to 1291 and encodes 426 amino acids. Gene Ontology annotation, molecular function: RNA polymerase II cis-regulatory region sequence-specific DNA binding; DNA-binding transcription factor activity. Gene Ontology annotation, biological process: regulation of transcription by RNA polymerase II. Lineage: Eukaryota; Metazoa; Chordata; Aves; Tinamiformes; Tinamidae.